GUAUUAGAUGUCCAACCUCCUAAUCUUCGCUUCCUCAGCCUAGUCGUGGCUGCCCCGUCAUAUCCCGGAAAAUUUGAGUCUGAGGAGGGCUCUAGUUCUCCAGACUACCUUCUUCCAGAGCUAUGGCUGGCUAUGAUACCAACCCGUUCGCGGACCCAGUGGAUGUCAAUCCAUUCCAGGAUCCUUCUGUGACGCAAAUUACUUCUGGCAACCAUGGAAAUUUGGAGGAAUUUAAUCCCUUCACAGAAAAUUCCCAUCUGACAAACCCCAGUCAGAAAACUAUUCCAGUACAGCCUGUGGCACCUUCCCAACCUGCUGUUCUUCAGCCGUCCGUUGAGCCAAGCCCGCAGGCUGUAGCAAUGGCAGCACAAGCGGGACUUCUACAGCAGCAGGAAGAACUGGACAGGAAGGCCGCUGAGCUGGACAGAAAGGAGCAAGAAAUGAGAAACCUAAAUAUUAAUUUAAGGCAGAAUAACUGGCCUCCUUUACCUCCAAAAUGUCCUAUUAAACCCUGUUUCUAUCAAGACUUCUCCACAGACAUCCCAGCAGAUUAUCAGCGCACCUGCAAGAUGGUCUACUACUUGUGGAUGUUACAUGCAGUCACCCUGCUCCUCAAUGUCCUUGCCUGCCUGGCAUACUUUACCAACUACUCCAAUGGGGCAGUGGAUUUUGGCCUGUCUAUCUUGUGGUUUGUCAUGUUCACUCCAUGUGCCUUCUUGUGUUGGUACCGGCCUUUAUAUAAAGCUUUCAGGACUGACAGCUCCUUCAAUUUUUUCCUGUUCUUCAUAAUAUUCUUCUGUCAGAUUGUAAUAUACAUCAUACAGACAGUGGGAAUCCCAGGCUGGGGAGACAGUGGCUGGAUUAUGGCUGUGUCCAUGUUACGAACCAAUGUUGCUGUUGCAGUUAUUAUGAUGGUCGUGGCUUCAUUCUUCACAGUCUGUAGUGCUUUCUCUCUUUUCCUGCUCAAGAGGGUUCAUUCCAUGUAUCGUAGGACAGGAGCCAGCUUCCAGAGAGCACAGGAAGAAUUUUCCCAAGGCAUCCUCUCCAACCGUAAUGUUCAAAAUGCAGCUGCCGGAGCAGCCACAUCUGCUGCCAGAGGAGCUUUCCAAGGAAACUGAGCUACAAUACUUUCCCUUUCUCUCCGCAUUCUGGCUGUUCUGAAGAUCACCCCCUCCAGACUAAACAGCAUUUUUGAGAGUAAAAUCAGAUCGUAUCUCUCUUAAAGCACCUGAUCUCCUUCUUAAGCCUCCAGUAGCAGACUCCAGCACUCCACAUUUAAACCCCUCUCCUCCUCAAGCAAGGAACAAGAGACUAUAUAGAAUUCUAUAUAUAUGUGUAAAUAUAUAUAUAUUCAAAUAAGCUGAACUAUUUGACUUGCUGUAGGCAGGGUAUUUUUUUUUAGCUCCUGUGAGGAUUGUGGUGGAAAAGGGGCAACUUAGUGAAGACUUUGGGGGUUAUAUUAAAGCUUUGAAAUUUUUGAAUUGUUACCUUUUUGAAAACACUGAAUUGCAUGUGGUAUGAAGUAUUUAAUGCCUUUCUGCUAGGUCUGCAUUACCCUGAUCUAGAAUUGUACAAAAAAUAUGUGCUGUAUCUAAAAUGAGGAUGUUUGAAUCUGUAAUAUAGUAGUCUUCAUUGUCCCCUCCUUGUAAAUCUGUUUAAUCUUAAGUUGCCCUGCAUUUAGCGUCUUGCUGAGGUGGGUGAUGUAGCAACCAUUUAUACACUUUUUUUUUUUUUUUUUUCUUUUGUUUGCUUUUCUGUCACUGGAAACAAAAAGACGCCAGAUUCCAUCAAAAUCUACUGAUUUCAUUUUGUUUUCUGAAUUAAUGUCUUAAACUAAAAAAAAGUAGUUGAACCUUUAUCAAUAAUUUAGCAGCAGAUAAUUAUCUUUAAUUGAUAUAAAAUCAUUGUGGAAGGAUACACUGUAUAUUUGUCAUGGGGGGGAAAUUAAGCAUAUUUUUUUAAUAUAUACAUAGUGUUUCACUAUAUAAAGGAGGGAUUUAAAUUUUGUUUUCCUGUAUAAUGACCGUUAAGUACGUGCCUGAGAGAUGGCAAAUUACUCUUGACAACUGCAUAUGAUAACAGAGAUAAGUGGACUAAAGAUAUAUCUUUGUGGAAUUAAAUAUGAAUACAUUGAUGUUUUUCAUAACUGCACCAGCUUUGUAUGAUGUUAAACUCCCCUCUAACUCAGGGGUAAUAAGUAGAACUUAAAAUAAAUCUGUUUUCUAUGA
Messenger RNA from Bombina bombina (fire-bellied toad), 2228 nucleotides. It is a transcript of the gene SCAMP2, whose product is annotated as secretory carrier membrane protein 2. The transcript has 9 exons. Gene Ontology annotation, cellular component: recycling endosome membrane; trans-Golgi network membrane. The coding region runs from base 123 to 1118 and encodes 331 amino acids. Gene Ontology annotation, biological process: protein transport. NCBI's taxonomy places the organism in Eukaryota, Metazoa, Chordata, Amphibia, Anura, Bombinatoridae. The record is from RefSeq and is a predicted model, not a curated record.